Messenger RNA from Diatraea saccharalis (sugarcane borer), 1618 nucleotides. NCBI's taxonomy places the organism in Eukaryota, Metazoa, Arthropoda, Insecta, Lepidoptera, Crambidae. The record is from the annotation of a GenBank genome assembly.
AUUAUAGAACCGUUAUCUUUUUUUAUUAAUUAAACUUGUCUAUGUAUUGUUUUAGGCUCAAUAUGAAAAAAGGCGCACGCAUAAAUUACUUCCUUGUAAAUUACCUACUUUGUUUAAUUUCAAUUUUUCUUAUGCUUAUAACUUAACAACUGCAUAUAGCUUAGGUAUUAAAACACUCGAGUCGGCCUAUUAUCGCUUUUUAUUACAGACUCUCGUAUUUUAAUACCCCUUCUUGUAUGACAGUUGCAUAAACUAUUAUUUUAAUAUUAUUACAAGUUAAAUCAACCAUUUUAUUGGGUCGUAUGUAUUCCUUUUUCUGUUUAUUUUUUUUUAAUCUAAUUCAUAUUUGUAAUUCAACAAUACCUGUAUACAUAUAUUUGUUACCCUAAUAUUAAUGAAACUAGACCGCGUUCUAUUUUCCUUGAAACAAGUGUUAUAUAUUUAUGCGAAUUGUAUUGUGGUUAUGUUUGUAGACGGUUCGUCCGAGUGGUGCGUGGUAGCGAGACGGCCGGGGACACAUCCACAACCAUCUACCAGCGCACAGGUACAAGUACACAACCAACAAAGCGACGAGUCAAUACCAGUGAACGAGUCGAUAAUAUCACUACUGAUGAAACUACACUCGCAACUGUCGGGGAAACUCGACUCAUUCUCACUCGAGGAGGCGCCGCCCGAGACAGACGAGCCUAUAGGCGACGGCCCGUACUUCAUCGGGCAAGUGCUGCGCGCGCUGGCCCAGCUGGACGUGCGGUGCGCGGCCGCCAUACAGCACGUGCGCCACUCGCUGUGGCCCAACCAGCGCGAGCGGCAGGCGGAGCAGCGCGCCAGAGAGAGGCGGGAGAAAGAGGAGCGGUCGCGUCGCGCGCGCGAGCGGCAGGCGGCGGUGAUGCGCGAGUUCGCGCGGCGGCAGCAGCAGUUCAUGUCGCACGUGCGCGCCGCCGCGCAGCACAUGGAGUGGGACGAGGACCGCGCGCCGCCCGAGCGGCACUACGACUGCGUGAUCUGCAACACCACCGCGCCCGCCUCCCACCACGACCCCAUCGGGCUGGUGGCGCUGCUGCAGUCCACCUCCGUGCUGGGCCACCGGCGGCGCGCGGGCGGGGCGCACGCGCGCCUGGCGCUCUCCGAGGCGGAGCGCGCGCGCCUGGCGCAGCACCACGACACGGCCGCGGCCGCGCACCACUACCGGAUGCACGACGACCUGCACGCGCACUUCGACCAGGAGUCGUGGCUGCUGAGCGUGAACGUGGGCUGGGAGGGCGGCGUGCACGUGGCGUCGUGCGGCCACCACCUGCACCUGCGCUGCCUGCAGCUGUACCUGCGCGCGCUGGCGGCGCCGCAGCGGCCGCACAACCUGCACGUGGACCGCGGCGAGUUCCUGUGCCCCGUCUGCCGCCAGCUCGCCAACACCGUGCUGCCGCGCGCGCCCCCGCCGCCCCCGCCCCCGCCCACACCCGCCCCCGCCCCCGCCCCCGCCACGUCCGACGCCGACCAGGUGCGCCAGAUGCUGGCCACCAGAGCGCCGCCCCCGGUACGCACUUAUUCAUUAGCUUAUGAGAGACUCUCCUUUAAACUGGAGUCUUUAGACUAUAUCUAAAGAGUUGGGAUUAUAUUAGUC